Molecule: messenger RNA, 4454 nt
Organism: Lotus japonicus
Lineage: Eukaryota; Viridiplantae; Streptophyta; Magnoliopsida; Fabales; Fabaceae
Product: auxilin-like protein 1
Exons: 7
Coding region: 198-4253 (1351 amino acids)
Biological process (GO): clathrin coat disassembly; clathrin-dependent endocytosis
Cellular component (GO): intracellular membrane-bounded organelle; vesicle; cytoplasm
Molecular function (GO): clathrin binding
Source: RefSeq, a predicted model, not a curated record
CGUUUUUCCUUCCCUCGAAUUCCGUUGGAGACGUCUCUUUCACACCUUUUAUUUUCUCCCCUUUCUGCUUCUCUUCUCCGUGUCUCACUCUGCUGAAUCAUUUUCGUUUCACAGAGAAAAAAAAUAAAAAUAAAAAUAAAAUAAACAACGCACGGAAGAAGAAGAAGAAAGAGGAGAACCUCGCCGUCGCCACCGCCAUGGAGUCCGGAGCCGCCACCGCGACUCUCUCCAAGAAGCUUUCGAACGGCUAUGGCGUGUCCGGAAGAUCCGCGUACGAAGGCGUUUUCGCUGCUCCGAUUAAGCACAGAGCACCGAGCUUCGCUUCUCCGCUCGGUGAUUACCGGGAGAUUUUCGGAGCCGGCUCCGGAGCUUGUUCAUCGAUUCCGAUUCUCGAGCUUCCGGACCUCAACGAGAUGAGAGCGGCGAUGGAUGACGUUAGCCGCUCGAAGCUCGAUUACUCGAAGGUCUUCGGUGGGUUCGGGGAUGUAGACGGUGCUGUGCCUCUCGAGGACCUGGUUGCUCAGACUAAAGUGGCAGAAGAUAGCUUCACCAGCAGAGCACCGGCACGGAGCAAAGUCAAAAGCGGAAACCAAUCUUACCAGGAAGAUCGUACUGAUUGUUCGAAGGAAAUUCCAGCAGCAUCACAGUCAUCCAAUGAUGCCAAAAGGAUCAAUAUGUCAUAUCAUCAAGUUAGCCAAGGAAGUCAAAAUGGAACAAGUGCGAAAACACAUAUAGCUCAAGUCCAUGCUGUCCCUGCUUACACCUGUUUAAGUGAAGAAGUCAACUCAGUGAAGACGAACAGAGCUAAUAAGCCUACUCCAGUAGCACAGGAUACUUGUUCUUCCAGUUAUUGCAAUGAGAAGAUAAAGGAAGGUGGACACUGUAUGGAAUCAUUUACUGGCCCUUCACCUGCUCAUGCUAAGAAACAGUCUACCGACCAUGGAGUUAAAGUUAAACAUAGGUCUAACUCUGUUGACCUGUCUUAUGAUGCUCGUGAGAUUAGCAGUGGAAGUAAUGUAACACAUCACCCCAAAGUUCCUCCAUCUGAGACUAUGGCAAGUAAGUUGGAUAAUAAAAAUAAUGGUGAUGCUAUGAGAUCAAAGGAAACCAAAAGCCAGACAUCUAAAAGUGGCGCACCUGAAAGUGCUACUGGUGCUGAUUCACCGUCAUACUUAGAUGAUGUGGUAGACUCAAAUUCAGUGGCUGCUGCUUCUGUGGCAGCUUUAAGGAAGGCAAUAGAAGAGGCUCAAGUAAGAAUGAAGGUUGCAAAAGAAUCAAUGAGAAGAAAGAAAGAAGGUUUUCCUGAUCGUGUCAAACGAAAGUCUAAUGUUGACUUGAUAGCUGGGGGAAGAAAGGGGGCUAAACUCGAAAAUAAAACAAUGAAACCUGAAGAGAUUAAUACAAUGCAAACAUUUGGAGAAAUGGAUGCUCUUAGGAAAGUUUCUUCUGAGCUAGGAAAGCCAAAGGUGAGAAUAGAGCAAGUAAGAUCAAAUCUUGGGGCUGAAGAAAUGUUUGUUGCUAAAGAAGCUGUACGAGAUGCACAGGUGAAAUUGAGAUCAUCUCAAGCAGAACAUAUGGAAGACAUUGAACAGAAAGAAGCAGAUCACAAAGGAAAAGUUCUUGAGCUUAAACAGGCUGAAAAUACUGAGAAAGGGGCGCGUAUUAAAAGCACUGGCAGGAAUGCCUCUGAGAAACCAGAAACACCUGAUCAUACAGUUAAAGUGAUGAAGGAAUCAGGUGCUUGUGAAGAACUUGUCCAUGAAGUAGAAUAUAGGCUUCAAGAAGUUGUGGAUGAAACAAAACUGAUUCAGGAGACACUUGAUAAUGCAACAGACAAGAGAAUGACGGUUAAUGAAGAUGGAAAUGUUGAGAAUAAAGUUACUCCUUUUCAUGAACCAGAAGACUAUGCAAGUAACCUGGGUGGGGAAGGGUUUAUAAUUGAAAAUAAAGAAAAAGUUGCAUGUGAACCAGAAGAUGGUAAAAUGGUUGAAGAGUCCUUGGAGCUGGAAGGAUGUCAAAAAUUCUUUAGAGCUACUGAGGAACUGGGAGAAGGUAAGAGCAUUGUUCAAGAGCAAAAAGGAAGUGAGGGUAAAGUUGAAGUGUCCAGUGGGGUGGAAGAAUGCGAAUUGACAGAAUUUCUUGAGCCAGUAGACAACGAGAGAGUGUGCAGUUUCCAUGGUUCAGACUCAAUAAGUAAGGAGAAUGAAAUAGAAAACGUGGGGGGUUUAGAGGAUAGAAAUAGAAGGAAUGAAUGUAGUUUUCUGGAUAUUAAUCAAGAGACGCGACAUUCCUGUCAGAGAGAUGCUAAUGAUGAUACAUUUAGCAAUGUCUAUGUGCAGGAAAUAAUGGAGGACAUUCUGGACCAUGUUCAUGAUGAUGAAGAAAUUUAUGAAAGAAAUGUAAAGGAUAGUGAAUUAGAUGGAAAUGGGACAGUUCAAGAUGCCCAAGCAAGCGAGGAUGAAUUUAAAGGAGCCACACAUCUGGAAGAUAGUGAGCGGGAAAGGAAAGACAAUGCGGUUCCAGUAGAAGUGAUGAGAGUAACUCAAACUGAUCCUAACUAUGAGGAGACAAGAGCAGGGGUAGCUGUCAAUGCUACAGAAACUAGUUCUAGCCAUGAUUUUGAUGAAACUAUGAAGUUGCACAGAACUCAGAUAGCUGAUACAAUUAUUGAAAAUGAUGAAACUCUUGAAGUAACUCUGGAUGAUAUAAUGAUAGCAAGUAAAGCUUCAUUUCAACAUCAAGAAGAAAAUGACUGCAAUCUGUCAAUGCUUGUUGAAGAAACAACUCCUGAAUCUGUAGAAGUAUGUAAGGAUACAAAGGAGGCUACAGUUGCUUCAAAUAUUGGUGAACCUGACAUGAAGGCUUGGCACAAUGAAGAUCAGUUCUUUGAAAAAGCAGAGAAUGACCGCAAUCCGCCAGUGCUUGUUGACGAAACAACUGAAUUUGUCGAAAUAUGGGAGGACGCAAAGGAGAAUACAGUUGCUACAAAUAUGGGUGAAACUGACUUAAAGGUUAUGCAAAAUCAAGAUCAGUGCUUGGGAAAAGCAGAGAAUGACUGCAAUCCGGCAGUGCCUGUUGAAGAAACAACUUCUGAGUCUGUAGAAACAUGUACGGAUGCCAUGGAGACUAGAUUUGCAUCAGAUGAAGAGAUAGAUGAGAAACGAUCUUACUCCUCUUCUGAGGAAAUUUUGUUUGACAAAAAAGACAAGAUAGACUCAUCUCAGACACCUGCUAUAUCUGAAUUGCAGUCAAGCCCCUACAAAAAAGAGGAGGUUAAAUCCAUGACAAUGGAAGAGAAGGAAGCCAUUGGUAAAUCGCAGAAGGCAGAGCUGGAAAAGGGACGCCGAAAAAAAAUUGAUGAAGCAAAAGAGAGGGAAAGAGAAAAAGGAAAGGAGAAAUUAGCUGUAGAAAGAGCAAUCCGUGAAGCUCGUGAAAGGGCAUUUGCUGAUGCUAGGGGAAGGGCUGCUCUGGAGAGAGCUGCUGCUGAAGCACGUCAGAGAAAUAUUCCUGAUGGACGAGAAAGGGUAGGUAAAAUCUCUAGUCAGGCAAAUGAGAAGACACCAGCUGAGAAGGCUGCCAUGGAAGCAAAACUUAAAGCAGAACGUGCUGCUGUGGAGAGAGCAACUGCAGAGGCACGAGCACGUGCCCUUUCCAGGGCACUAUCUGAGAAGGCUGCCUCUGAAGCAAGAAAUAAAUCUGACAAGUCUUUUGCAGAGAAGUACUUUGGAUCUUCCAGAGAUAAUGUAAAGAAGCAAAACUUCCAGUCAAAAUCUUUCAGCUAUGGUGGUCGUGAUUCUACUGAUGCAUUUGAUGGAGCUAAUGGUGAUUCUGCUCAGAGAUGUAAAGCCAGGUCCGAGAGGCAUCAGAGAAUAGGGGAACGUGUGGCGAAGGCUCUUGAAGAAAAGAAUAUGCGUGAUAGGCUUGUGCAGAAAGAGCAAGAGGAGAGAAAUAGGGUAGCCGAAGUUCUAGAUGCUGAUGUUAAAAGGUGGUCAGCUGGGAAGACAGGGAACUUGAGGGCAUUGCUUUCAACAUUACAAUAUAUCCUUGGACCUGAUAGUGGUUGGCAACCGAUUCCUUUAACAGAGAUAGUAGCCACAUCUGCUGUGAAGAAAGCUUAUCGUAAAGCUACUCUUUUUGUGCAUCCUGACAAGUUGCAGCAGCGUGGGGCAAGCAUUCAACAAAAGUACAUUUGUGAGAAGGUUUUUGAUCUUCUAAAGGAAGCUUGGAACAGAUUCAACAAGGAAGAGCGGUAAACAGUUCUGUCAUGGUGAAGACAAUUCUUUCAAGUGCAUUUGUUCAUCGAAAAGUAAACUUAGUUGAAAGAAGUAGACCAAUCUGGAUGACCUGCAAGUGGAAUUUGGAAUUUUCAGUAUAUAGCUCAUUCUGUAUUGUACAUUUUUUAUUUAUUUAUCCAUUUAUAAAAGGCAUUUAGUCAAGGAAUAAUUUUCGUAGAA